UAUCAAUCAAUUCAUUCCCUUGCCUAAUGCGUUGACCAUACUUGACGGAAACCAUGCCCAAAGGGUCAAGUGCUGCCCAUACGGGUUUGCCGUUUGCAUCUAGGCCGCCCAGCAGAAUCAGCGGCGAAAGACGCCUGGCUCGGAGUCCGAUUCUGAGUGACGAGGUCCGACAGACCGCAGGAACUUCUUCCCCGCUGUGUAUGUCAGAAUCACGGACACCUAGGCUGCUAUCUGAAGAUCGGGAUCCCUGCGCCUCAUCGCAGCUUCGAGUUACUAUGGCUAUCAUGGAGGGACGACGAGGGAGCAUGUGACAGUGUCUCCUCGUUGGCUGCUCAUUCUACGAGCGUAGGUCACUAACGGUCAACGUUUCUGUUUAUAGACGCAUAGGAUACCCGAUGGCUCGACUAGCGCAGCCUGCGAUAUGUAUCACUGGAUCGACUCGAAAUAUCACGCGGGAGGAGGACAGUAGACGAUCAUAGGGCACAAGAAUAACACAGAACAGUGUGGCACAACCGAAAUUGGCUGCGCACGAGCCGUGCGCGAGUCGCUAUGUGCGCCACAUGCUCUUCCUGGAUCCAUGUGCUGUCGCGCACCGGCAUCAAAUCCUCCCGGCAGGCCAAUGGCGGAGAACGACUGCGGAAAAGAGAGCUAUAAAAGCGAAUUAGGAGGAGCCGACGAGGGCUAUUCAGCAACACUUACUUCAAAUCGUCCAUUCCUUCGUCUUCGUCUUCGUCUUCGUCUUCGACACCUGCCCGUUCCCGAUGUUCAACAAAAGCGCCCUCCUCCUCGCUGUCUCGCUGGCCGUCUCGGUCUGCGCCAUCCCGUCUCCAGCACCGGAGGGGAUCGCGAUCCCCAUCCGAGCCCGUAGCGCGCUGACGACCGCCGAUGGCGUGUUCGACCACGACAGUGCCAUCGCGGAGACCGUGAAGACGAUCAACAAGCACCGCCAAAAUCUGAUCAACUUGAAGAAGAACAAGGGCGAAUCGGUCUUCAACCCCGGUGCUGAGAUCAAAAACAUCGCCACCGUCCCUGCCGCCGUGCAGGCGCGGAUGGAGAGCCGCAACGAGAAGCGUCAGAGUUUGGGGCUCACUGAUCAGUCGGAGCAAGAGUGGACUGGCAGCGUGUCCAUCGGCACGCCCGCGACGCGUUUCGUCAUCGACUUUGACACUGGGUCUUCCGACCUCUGGGUGCCCUCGUCUUCGUGCAGCUCAACCUGCUCGGGCAAGACCAAGUAUAACCCCAGUCAGUCGUCAACUUCCACCUCCGAGUCCGGAUCGUUCUCUAUCUCGUACGGGGACGGAUCGACUGUCUCUGGGCCCAUCUACACGGACACUGUCUCCGUCGCCGGUGUGUCUGUCACCCAGCAGUACCUCUCGGGCGUGACGACCCUCUCGUCGGAGUUCACCAGCGACCCCGCCGACGGCCUGCUUGGUCUCGCAUUCCCGGCCAUCUCCAAUCUCGGUCAGAACCCGUACUUCCAGACAGUCAUCAGCCAGGGCGCCGUCUCCGCCAACCAGUUCGGGUUCUUCCUCAGCAGCUCCGGCUCGUCGCUGUACAUUGGUGGAACCGACACCAGCAAGUACUCCGGCUCGAUCGAGUUCAACGGGAUCACCUCGUCGUCUGGCUUCUGGCAGGUCACCGGUGCAUCUGUCAAGGUCGGCAGCAGCACUGUUACCUCCGGUCUCGAGACCAUUGUCGACUCGGGAACGACCAUUAUGUACGGCCCGCCCGCACUCGUCAAGGAGAUCUUCGCCCAGGUGCCCGGUGCACAGCUGUACGAUUCCACUAACGGCUACUACUCGUAUCCAUGCUCGAGCCCGCCCCAGAUCUCGUUCAACUACGGCGGCAACGACUGGACGAUCUCCGCGGCGAACCUCAACCUCGGCCUUACCUCAUCGGGCUCGAGCUCGUGUGUGUCGUCGCUGGCGGCGCAGGACCUCGGAUUGGGAUCUAGUGUGUUCCUACUUGGUGAUGCGUUCAUGAAGAACCAGUACACCGUGUUCGACGUCGACCAGAACGCUGUCGGUUUCGCCACCCUUUAGAUUAUCGCAGUAGCCAAAGAAUAAUAUGGCAGCAAUCCUUCCACCCUUCAAUCGGCGCUCCAUUUGCAUUCGAAACUCGCGCGAAUCAUGGGCUGUCCCAUUUAUGCCCCCGCACUGAUCUUUC
Messenger RNA from Mycena citricolor, 2166 nucleotides. The record is from the annotation of a GenBank genome assembly. Lineage: Eukaryota; Fungi; Basidiomycota; Agaricomycetes; Agaricales; Mycenaceae.